Molecule: messenger RNA, 1307 nt
Organism: Papilio machaon (common yellow swallowtail)
Lineage: Eukaryota; Metazoa; Arthropoda; Insecta; Lepidoptera; Papilionidae
Product: antichymotrypsin-2-like
Exons: 9
Coding region: 35-1255 (406 amino acids)
Molecular function (GO): serine-type endopeptidase inhibitor activity
Source: RefSeq, a predicted model, not a curated record
AUAACCUUGAAGUGACCACUGUUUAUUAUGUGCAAUGUCGAAAACACUUGUACUUUUAUCACUGGUUAACAUCUAUAUAACAACGAUAUGUACAGCUAACAUUGCCAAUGUUCAGAAUGAUGAUAUAGCUUUGGAUAAAAUUUGGCAAGGCAGUGCCGAAUUUACAAGAAAUUUUUUAAAGUUGAAAACGCAUGAAAAUCCAGGACAAAGUUUUAUAGCAUCGCCAUUUUCUGUGUUGUUUCCUUUAGCAGAACUUACAUUAUAUGCCACUGGAACAGCGUACGAUCAACUUUCUAAUGUUUUGAAUAUAGAUAAUAGAAAUGAGAUACGACAGGGAUUCAGAAAUAUCUUGGAUAACUUUGGAUUGUCAAAAAAUGUUAGAAUUACUCUCGCUCAAAAAGUAUUCGGCAGUCUAGCAUUCGACUUUAUAGAUGACUUUAAAUAUGACACCAAAGUAUAUUUUGACGCAGAAGCACAAAAUUUAGAUUUCAAUCAAAACGAACAAGCGGCAGGAAUAAUUAAUGACUGGGUGAACACUAAAACAAGUGGAAAAAUACCGGAACUUGUUAAAGCCAAUAUGUUGAACAGUUUAACACAAAUGGUUUUAGUUAAUGCCAUUUAUUUCAAAGGUAAUUGGCAAACUCCAUUUGACCCGGAAGAUACUAAACCAGGAGACUUUUACGUGACUAAAGAUGAAAAAAUAACUGUUAACAUGAUGUUUAAAGAAGGUUCAUUCUAUUACGCGGAGAAUCCUGCGCUACAAAUGAAAGCAUUGGAACUAAAAUAUCAAGAUGAAGAUUACAGUCUUUUAAUUGUUUUGCCAACGUCUGAAGAUGAUUACAGUGUAGAAAGUUUAGUAGAUAAGAUUCAGGACCCUAAUAUUUUUAAUGGAAUAAUUAACGAUUUAGUAUUAGAUGGUGUUGAAGUCCAUUUACCGUCAAUAGAAACUACAACAACGACAGACCUUAAACAAAUUCUACAAGGAGUAAAUGUUACUGAAAUAUUUAAUCCUGAUACAACUGACAUAAGUGGUAUACUCGAAUAUCGACAACCACUAUACGUUACUGUAGCUGUCCAAAAAGCAGUUUUAGUUAUCAAUGAGUCAGGUACAGAGGUAUCCGUUGCGAAUGCUGUAAUAACCGAUCUCAGAAUGGGAUUUGUUGGGAAUACAGUUUUUAAUGCCAACCGUCCAUUUUUAUAUUUUGUUCUGUAUAAAAGAAACGUUAUGUUUUGUGGAACAUAUACUGGAAAAUAAAGUCGACGACGAGCACUAAGUUUACAAAAUUUGAACUUCUUUUAAAGAAGAU